Molecule: messenger RNA, 1461 nt
Organism: Brienomyrus brachyistius
Lineage: Eukaryota; Metazoa; Chordata; Actinopteri; Osteoglossiformes; Mormyridae
Gene: snapc5
Product: small nuclear RNA activating complex, polypeptide 5
Exons: 4
Coding region: 312-653 (113 amino acids)
Biological process (GO): transcription initiation at RNA polymerase III promoter; transcription by RNA polymerase II
Cellular component (GO): nucleus
Source: RefSeq, a predicted model, not a curated record
AAUGCACAUCCCAGAAUGGCCAGUAUUAGGCAUGGUAUACGGUGACUACCUAGUUAAGUAGAUCGCUAGGAUUCCGUCUCUUCCGUAGUGUAGAGAAAGUGGGUGGCUCGUUUUAAAUAUUUUAAUUAACAAAUGAGGGAUGCGUGCACCGAUACGUAAGAAUCGGACAAAUUAUGGUAUGAGACGGACGACAAAUGAAGGGUUCAUUUAUGUAGAAUAAGUUUAAUUGUAUUUGAUAAACCUAUCUGCCUCGCAUUACAUAUACAACAGUCCACCUCCUGUUGUGUGCAAGAAAACGGUAUUUUGGGAUCAUGUUGAGCCGUUUGAAGGAGUUGAGGAAGGAAGAGGAGACACUUUUGAAGAUAAAAGUUAUGUUGCAAGACCAGCUAAACAGGCUGAAGUUCGAAGAAGGGGCUUUGAAGUCAAUGAUAAAUGGUCAGAGGGAGGACUGCCCUGCUCAGACCAGUGAUUCACAGAAUAAAGAACAGCUGGACGAUGAGAGCAAGAUUAAUGACACCAUUCUGCAACUGAGCACUAUUGGGGGAUGUGACAUGGAGGUGGAGGAGGAAGAGGAGGAGGAGGAAGAAGAGGAGGAGGAGGAGGAGGAGUUGGAGGUUGUGACAGAUGAUGAUGAUGAGGAUGAUGAUUACUGAGUUUUCUGGAAAGCUAUAAGUGUACAUACACAUCUGUCAUUUUUGAACCAUUUUGCAGUGAUCUGGGAGGUUGACCUGAACUUUCACCUCAUUGGUCAUGUCUAAUAUGGGGUCAGUGCAAGAGUAUUGUUCCCAGUUUUUGCUUGUUUCUUUGUAGCAAACAUCAUAAUUUGCAUUUAAUGAUAAAAUGAUGAUAAAAUACUCAUAGUAUUUUUGUACCAGCAAAUGCUGGUACAAAACACAUUGAUGUUCCGAAUUAAUUUCACGUAGACUUCGCAAAGGAAGCAUAUAAACAGAACAUUGAAGAAGUGUCUACUUUGAUAACAAAUUCUUCAAAGAUCUCACAAGUAAUCCACACAGUAUGUGCAAGUACUGGUUUGUAAAAAAGUGCAAAAAGAUUUUACAAAGAAUUGAGUCAAAUCAGAUUAAUGAUGUCACACUGAACAAAAAAAUUAGCAUAUGUGAAGUUGGAACCUUGAAAUGGAAACACUUGCUUUUAUGCAUCACUCGUUUUUUGUUUUUUUUUUACUAUUGCAAGAAUGUAGCAACCUCCAGUAUCACCUUUUUUGAAGUUUUAUUUUUUGGGGUGGGAGGGGUGGUCUUGCCUUAAGCUGUAAAUCAGUUCUCCUGCCUGCUAACUUGUUUGCUGUAAAUGUUUACUGUUUAUUAACAUUUUAGUGUUAUUUUCUAUAAGCACAAGCAUGAGAAUAUGGUCUUGACUGAAGCACACUUAACAAGGUUUGUGACUGUGAGGAGUGCCAUGAAACUUUGUAAAACUGAAAAUAAAGAGCUCUAGUGGCCAACCUUC